CACGCUGCUCAGUUUUCAGCCCUUUCCGAAUGUCACAGUGAUGAUCUCGAGCCCCCAUUGGCUCCUGUCUACAAACACGUCACAAUCAUGAUUAGAAUUGAUGAUCGGACGUUCUGAUUUCAUUGUCUAGCAAAGGGGACUGGUGAAGAAAUCUGCUGAAUUUGAACGUUCGUCUGAUUUUGACAUCAAAUAUGGUAAGCGGGAGGGGGAUUCCACGUCUCGCUUCGUGGGGUCCCGGGUGGCCUUCGCUCGUGUCCGCUCGAGGGCCGGGUCAGCGCGAAUGGCCGUGGCGCGGGUCGGGAAAUCACAGAUUUGAAGGAAAAGUUUAGCCGCUGCUAUCCAGUGGGGAAAGCUAUGCUAAUGCUAGCUUAGCUGCCUGGCUCAGACAUGGCCGCCCGGGCCUGCAAGCUAACGUCCGCUGCUUGCGCGGCUAUUGUGGCGCUCACCCGGUUUGUUUACGGUCUGGCUCGCGGUCCUAAAGUUGUGGCACGUACUUCCCCGGGGGUGACAAUGCUUCUGAACAGCCGGGCCGGCGAGCUGUUCAGACGUGCACGCAUUUAGUUUGGCAAUUCUUUCCGUAAUGCUCCCGCAUCGGCUGCAGCCAUGCGCAGUGUGUCUGCCAAAAUAAACCUGCUGGCUGCUUAUUGGUCGCGCCGCAUUCUCGUGUCUCACUCUGUUUAUUACAGUCGCUACUAAAUGUGUUUCGCACUGAGUCGCCGCUUGCUUUUCCGCUAUAUCCACGUCCAGGUGUUGUUACGCAUAGGUUGGAGCUUUUCGCUGACUGUACACCGAUCUAACGGAGGGAGGGAGGGACACUACCCAUCGCUGUGUCCGGUGCACUGAGACAGGAUGUGUACUGGCAGACCUGCGCUCACCUAGAAAUAUGGAGGUCUGGCUGUGAUCUGCAUGGCUGCCCCGUUCCCCUCCAGUAGCAGAAUGGAUGCGUGGCCACAGAGACGUGGCCUGCAGACUAUGAACCUGCGGUCAGUGUUUACAGCUGAACAGCAGAGGAUCCUGGAACGUUACUAUGAGAAUGGGAUGACCAAUCAGAGCAAAGCUUGCUUCCAGCUAAUCCUGCAAUGUGCUCAGGAGGCCAAACUGGACUUCAGUGUUGUCCGGACGUGGGUUGGCAAUAAAAGACGUAAGCUCGCCUCUAAGGUGGACCAGAAUGGAGGUGUGUCUCAUUCCUUACCCACUCACGGACUUGCAGGGGGCCUGCUCUCCAAUCACACAUUAGCCGGAGCUGCCCUAUCCAACCACAGCUUGGCAGCAGGGCCACUGCUUCCUGCUGAAAUGGCUGUGGCGCGGACCAUCCAGAGUCGUGUGCACCUCCUUCCUCCAUCCCCCUCUUUCCCUACCUUUACAGCCAGAUCUUCCUCUCCCUCCUCUUCUUCUCCACUUAGUAGUGGGAGCAACAACAAAAACAACAAUGAUGUCAUUCUGACUGGCAUCUACUCCCUGAACUCUGUCCCUCGCUCUCGAUCAAGACCCACUGCUCCCACAUCUCAGUCGGACUCUGAGCUUUCUUUACGCACAUCCUCAUCCUUGAUUAACCAGGCCCUGCAGAGCAGGAACAGCUCUACCACCUCUCCUCUACACUCCAAACUAGCAUCACUCUCUCAGAAUCUUCCAUCUCUCGCAUCAGCCUCAGGUCCUUUAGUCUACACUGCAGUCAGGAAGGAAACGUUACCCCAUGGGGAGUCUGGGGUAGGUGCAGGAGCGGGGGUAGUACCUCACAGCUGGACUAAGCAGUACGGUACAGUGCCAGCACGUGCUUGGUCCUCUUCCUCACAGUCCCAGGCUCAGCCUCAAUCCAGACCUCACUCCAACCCCCAACCUCAGCCACCGGCUUCACAGAAGACCCGGGUCUCCCUCCCAGCCCAAAACUCUAGUCCAGUCUCUGAACCGACACCUCGUAUCCAGCAGGUCUUCACAUUGUCAGACAGAAGCGAAGGCGACCGAAUUAGACCUGGGCCAGCCCUGACUCGAAAAGGCCAGCAGAGCCAUAGGCCAGUGCAUCUUCGUCUGGACACAAGUCAUAACUUCUCCAUCGCUAUGGAAACUGGAGAUGAAGAAGAUGAGUGGCAAAGGGAAGAGGAACUGGCAAAUAUGGCCGCUCAGACCCACAUUAACAAGGAGCAGACGUCAGCCAGCCCAAACAGGACAGACGUGUCGGCGGUGAGAAGAAGCCACACACCUCCUACGACAGGCUCCAGACCCCCACUGCUUCAUAGCAACGCAACUCUUCAGGGCAGCUACUCUCUCACAGCACAGACCUCACUUACAGGGGAAUCCAGCACACAGACUUCAGUUAGUGUGUCUGCUGCACCCUGGGUUAUCAGCAACUCCAGAAAAAGAACACUGCAGGAUCGGACCCAGUUCAGCGACGGGGAUCUCAUCCAACUGAAACGCUACUGGGAUCGAGGCAUGACCAGCCUGGGCUCAGUCUGCAGGGAAAAAAUCACAGCUGCAGCAAAUCAGCUCAAUGUAGACACUGAAAUAGUCAAGACAUGGAUCAGUAACCGACGGCGGAAGUACCGUCUGAUGGGUAUUGAAAUUCCGCCGCCUAAAGGUGGGCCUGCUGUCUUUACAAACUCAUCUCCAGGUGACGAGUCUCCCGUGGCCCUCAGCCCCGACGAUGAACGUCUCCUAACACCUGAACUCGGAGAUGACCUGAAUGAUGAGGGUUCCGUCUGCCUGUCUGAAGAUGGCACUAUCGACUCACAACACAGAGAUGGAGAAGAUGGAACAGAUGUCCCCCAUGCUGCUCCAAUGGCCAAUAAUGUGAAGAUUGAAGUAAUAGAUGAAGACGAAGAUGAUGAGGAAACUGAUGGUGACAUUGUGCCUUCAGAUCUAGAGCAAAUGCAAAACCUGUUGGAAUUUAAGCAUGAAGAAGUUCAGUUCUUGGAGAAUGAGCUAGAGAACCAAAAACAAAAGUACCUGGAACUUGCGAGUUUCACGAAGAGCCUGCUCAGCGCUGUGAGGACUAACGACCUGGAGCGACAGCAGGAACUCAUGGCCAGUCUACCUCAGCCUUUAGACCACAACUGGGACGUGACUCUGGAUCGAGUAGCCCACCUUGCUGCUGAUUCAGCAGACACAUCGUCCAAUCACAGCUUCCCGACGGAGCCUCAACUGGACUCCGAAAGCGAAGAAGCCCUAACGAUCACCAUCAACGAAGACUGUUUAACAGCUGAAGUUUCUGAGCUCUCUGCAUCAGAAGAGCAACUGCAGGAAGCAGUUACAGAACUAAAGUGACAUAUGUCAUAUUUAUCAGCCCACACAGAUGUUUUCACAGCUCACAUGGUCUUAACAUUUAUACAAACACUCUGGUAUACUCACGCUCCACGCCCAGUGCCUGUGGAUUGAUGCUUCACUAUGACUGUUGGGCUAACGAAUGCCUUUUUUACUGCAUAUCAUUCGCCUUGCUCUGGUCCAGUCCAGAGAAACAAUAAAUGACCUCUAAUUUA
Messenger RNA from Betta splendens (Siamese fighting fish), 3470 nucleotides. It is a transcript of the gene hdx, whose product is annotated as highly divergent homeobox. The transcript has 11 exons. The record is from RefSeq and is a predicted model, not a curated record. Gene Ontology annotation, molecular function: DNA-binding transcription factor activity, RNA polymerase II-specific; RNA polymerase II cis-regulatory region sequence-specific DNA binding. NCBI's taxonomy places the organism in Eukaryota, Metazoa, Chordata, Actinopteri, Anabantiformes, Osphronemidae. Bases 907 to 3258 code for a protein of 783 amino acids. Gene Ontology annotation, biological process: regulation of transcription by RNA polymerase II.